AUGCUCCCUCCUCCUCUUGUUUCUCCCUUCAGCGGUGCAGCUGCAGACUCCUCCGCCGCUAUCCCUCCUCCUCUUGUUUCUCCCCUCAUCGGCGUAGGAGCAGACUACUCUUCCAUUAUCCCUCCUCUUGUUUCUCCCCUCAUUGGCUUAGCAGUAGACUACACAACCAUUAUCCCUCCUCUUGUUUCUCCCCUCAUUAACACAGCAGCAAACUUCUCCGCCAUUAUCCCUCCUCUUCUUGUUUCUCCCCUCAUCGGCUCAGCAGCGACUACUCCGUCAUCAUCCCUCCUCUUGUUUCUCCCCUCAGCGGCUCAACAGCAAACUACACUGCCCUUAUUCUCCCAUCUUUUAUGCCUCUCCCCUCAACUGCUCUGCAGCUGUGUCCUCCUCCUCAUGGCGACUUCUCUCACCCUCCCCUCCCUCCCUCUACUGGUCCUUCAGCUUGCGCCCGAUGACACUAUCGCUGAAGCUGAGCGGAUUGCGGCCACGGCCCAAGCCACUGCUGCGGCUGCCCCUGACAAUGCUGCAGCCCGUGACCUAGCUCGUGUUCUUGCUGAGUUCCUCGAGAGCACCCGCAAGCGCCUCACUGAGCACCUCGCUGCAAAGAUAACUUAA
Molecule: messenger RNA, 615 nt
Organism: Closterium sp. NIES-65
Lineage: Eukaryota; Viridiplantae; Streptophyta; Zygnematophyceae; Desmidiales; Closteriaceae
Source: the annotation of a GenBank genome assembly